UUUAGUAGAUUUGAAAAUGCAGAUGAAAUUUUUUUCAAAAAAAUACUUCAUUACAAUUAUUACAAUUUACAUUAAUAAAUAAAAGGAAAGAAAAGUAGUACAUAAAGUAGAUUCGGCACAUAAAUUUUUAUUGUAUAAACCUUAAUUAUUAGUAGAAAUUAAUUAACACACUGGAGCUGAAGCAGAAAAACAAAAAAGAGUUUCUCAUAAAAGCACAAAAAUAAGGAAAAUAGGCAUAAUAAAUGGUACUAAAUUAAACAUAAAAAAAAACUAACAUACUAACAAAAACAACCAUAAAAAAAACAAAAUCAAGCUCUCUCUCGAAUCCAUUUCUUCUCUCUCUUUUGUUGGUUGGCUGGUGCGAAAUCCAACUCUCUCUCUCUCUCUCUCUCUCAGUUUUAAUUUUUUUUGUCUCUGCAAAAUUUGACCUGAAUCUGAUUUGCGGAGAUCUCAAAAACCCUAGAUCUUGCUCGAUUGGUUCCUGUAUUUCAUCUGAUUCGGGCGUUUAGCAGUUGGAUCUCGAUGCCUGCGUAACCGUUUCAGCUCGAAAUUCACGUAGAUCUUUCUUAAUUUUCUUUUCUUGAAAUUUUCGAGAGCAAAUUAUAGUAAAGCAUUUUAUUUUUGGGUUAUAAGAGCGCUAGGGUUUUCCGUUUUUUGUUUCAUUUGGUCGAUGGCUUCGAAUCCUCCAUUCCAGGUGGAGGAUCAGACGGAUGAAGAUUUUUUCGACAAGUUGGUUAAUGAUGAUGAUGAUGUCAACACGGGCCCCACUGCCUCUAAAUUCACGGAGGGUAACGACUCCGACGACGCUAGAGCCUUCGCUAAUUUAACAAUUGGCGAAGAUUCCGGCGGCGAGGCUGACAAUUAUGAUGAAAAGGAAAAGGAUCCUGUGCAUGCUGGUCCAGCAACGGCCAAUGCACACGCAGGUGAUGACGGUAAUGAUUCCUUAGGGCUUGACAAUAAUGUGACUGACUCGAAUAAUCAUGGCGAAGAAGGAGCAUGGUCAGAGGUUGGAUUCGAUCAGAAUUUAAGUGAGAAUGCUGGAUCUAUGAAUUCUGGGGUUAAGGAAGUAGGGUGGAAUUCGUUUUAUGCGGAUUCUAAGAACAAUGGGGCGUAUGGGUUCGGUUCGUAUGCCGAUUUUUUCAAUGAUUUAGGGGAGAAGUCCGCAGAGGAUUUCCCUGGUAAAGUGGAUGAAAUUGCAAAAAAGGGUGUAUUAGAUCAGAAUUCGGUUAGUAGUUAUGGGCAGUAUCUUGAUAGUGGCCACGUUUAUGGAACUUCUAGUGCAGAUAAUGGAAAUGAGCAAGAUAUGACUAGUAGUCAGUACUGGGAGAAUAUGUAUCCAGGAUGGAAGUAUGACGCAAAUUCAGAGCAGUGGUAUCAGGUGAAUGGUUACGAGGGGAACCUUCAAGGGUCUGCAGGUGGUGAUGGCAGUGGGACCACAGAUUUGAAAGUAGGGGCUUCUUAUUUGCAACAGACAGUUCAGUCUGUUCCGGGGACUAUGACAACUGUAGAGAGUGGUGCCACGAAGAGUGUCACAAGUUGGAAUCAGGUUUCACAAGUGAAUAAUGGGUAUCCAGAACAUAUGGUCUUUGACCCUCAAUACCCUGGUUGGUAUUAUGACACAAUUGCUCAAGAAUGGCGGGAAUUGGAGAGCUAUAAUGCCUCAGUUCAGUCAAUGGUUCAAGGUCAUGAUCAGCAGAAUCAAAAUGGUUUUGCUUCUACUGGUGGGAACUCUCAAAGUAACAGUACGUAUGGUGAAUAUGAACAAGGUGAUAAUUAUGGGUCAGGCCUUGGAAGCCCUGGUGAACAUGGUAAUUGGAGCAACUCCUAUGGUAACUAUAAUAGUCCAGGUUUGAAUAUGUGGCAACCUGGGACUGUUGCCAAAACUGAGUCAUUUUCUAGCAUUGGUGGAAACGAGCAAUCAGAUACGUCUUUUGGUUCGAAUAUGCCUGUGAACAACCAUGUAAGUCACUUCAAGUCAUCCUAUAAUUCUUUGCAGGAAGUUCAGUCACUUAAUAAUGCUAAUCAGGUUCAUACUGAGGCCAAUGGGGUUAUUGGGUUAAGAAGCUUUGUUCCUAGUGAAAACUUCAACCGCCAGUUUAAUCAGACAAAUUUAAAGCAAAAUGAGCAAAUGCAUUUCUCAAAUGAUUUCUAUGGAGGCCAGAAGUCUGUAAGUGUUGCCCAGCAGCCGCUUCAGAGUAGCCAGCAGUUUCCUUAUGCUUCCAAUACAGGGAGAUCAUCUGCUGGUCGUCCCCCGCAUGCACUUGUUUCUUUUGGGUUUGGUGGAAAACUCAUAGUAAUGAAGGAUGGUAGUCCUCUGCAGAACUCGCCAUUUGGUACCCAGGAUUCUGUAGGAGCCUCUAUCUGUGUUCUCAAUUUGUUGGAAGUCGUCAAUGGAAACACAAACGAUUCUGGUGCUGCACCAGCAGCUUGUAAUUAUUUUCGUACUCUGUGCCAACAAUCUGUCCCCGGUCCAUUGGUUGGUGGAAAUGUAGGCAGUAAAGACUUGAACAAGUGGAUUGAUGAACGAAUUGCCAGCUGUGAAUCACCUGACACGGACUACAGAAAUGGUGAAAUUUUAAGGCUGCUUCUCUCGUUGCUUAAAAUUGCUUGCCAGCGUUAUGGAAAACUUCGGUCUCCUUUUGGUGCUGACACUCUCUUGAAGGAAACUGAUACUCCAGAAUCAGCUGUUGCUAAACUCUUUGCAUCUGCAAAGAGGAAGGACACACCUUAUGGUGCUAGUAGCCACUGCCUGCAGCAAUUGCCUUCUGAAGGACAGAUUCGGGCAACUGCUUUUGAGGUUCAGAAUCUUCUGGUUUCUGGUCGAAAGAAAGAGGCUCUACAGUGUGCACAAGAAGGUCAGUUGUGGGGACCUGCACUUGUUCUCGCUUCACAACUUGGCGAUCAGUUUUACGCUGAUACUGUGAAGCAAAUGGCACUUCAUCAGCUGGUAGCAGGGUCUUCUUUACGGACAUUAUGCCUGCUAAUUGCAGGGCAACCAGCCGAAGUUUUUUCCAAAGGCACCACAGUUGAUAGCAUGGAUAUGUCUCGACAGCAUGUACAGUUAGGGGACAAUUGCAUGCUUGAUGAUUGGGAACAGAAUUUGGCUGUCAUAACUGCAAACAGAACCAAAGACGAUGAACUUGUAAUUAUUCAUCUUGGAGAUUGCCUGUGGAAGGAAAGAAGUGAGAUAAUUGCAGCGCACAUCUGUUAUUUAGUUGCAGAAGCAAACUUUGAGUCAUAUUCAGAUAGUGCUAGACUUUGUCUUAUUGGAGCAGAUCACUGGAAGUUUCCCCGAACCUAUGCUAGUCCAGAGGCUAUCCAGAGGACUGAGUUUUAUGAAUAUUCGAAGGUACUGGGGAACUCUCAGUAUAUCCUGCUACCAUUUCAGCCAUACAAGCUUAUAUAUGCACACAUGCUGGCUGAAGUCGGAAAAGUUUCAGAUUCAUUGAAGUACUGUCAAGCUGUAUUAAAGUCUCUGAAAACUGGUCGAGCACCUGAGAUAGAAACUUGGAAACAAUUAGUUUUAUCUCUUGAGGACAGGAUAAGAAUCCAUCAACAGGGGGGAUAUGCAGCAAAUUUGGUUCCUGCAAAAUUAGUUGGUAAAUUGCUGAACUUUUUUGAUAGCACUGCACAUCGUGUUGUGGGGGGUCUACCACCUCCUGCUCCGUCAGUACCAAAUGAAAAUUCUCAAGGUAACGAUCAUUUCAACCAACAAACCGGGCCUAGAGUAUCAGCUAGUCAAUCGACAAUGGCUAUGUCAUCUUUGAUGUCCUCUGCUUCAAUGGAGCCUAUAAGUGAUUGGGCAAGCAGGGUGGCUGAUGGCAAAAUGGCGAUGCACAAUAGAAGUGUUUCAGAGCCGGACUUCGGCAGAACUCCAAGACAGCACCGGGUUGAUUCAUCAAAGGAAGCAGGAGCAUCCACUGCACAGGGCAAAGCAUCAGGCUCAGUAGGGGCAUCUCGCUUUUCUCGUUUUGGUUUUGGCUCACAGCUUUUGCAGAAGACUGUGGGGUUAGUCUUAAGGCCUCGCUCAGAUAAACAGGCUAAGCUGGGUGAAAAGAACAAAUUCUAUUAUGAUGAAAAACUUAAGAGAUGGGUGGAGGAAGGUGCUGAACCUCCAGCUGAAGAAGCAGCCUUGCCACCACCUCCAACCACUGCAGGCUUCCAGAAUGGAAUGUCUGACUACAACUUGAACUCUGCAUUGAAGAGUGAGGGAUCUCCCCCGAACGGGAGCCCGACAUUCAGAAAUCCAACCCCAAUAGAGCAUGCUUCUGGGAUCCCACCUAUUCCUACCAGCUCCAACCAAUUCUCGGCCCGUGGCCGGAUGGGUGUGCGGGCAAGGUAUGUGGACACUUUCAACCAAGGUGGUGGUGGCCAAGCAAAUUUAUUUCAGUCACCUGCUGUUCCCUCUGUUAAACCUGCAGUGGCUGCUAAUGCAAAGUUCUUUAUUCCCACAGCUGCGUCGACGACUGAACAAACAAUGGAGGCAAUAGCAGAAAAUGCACAAGAAGAAAACACAACUAGUAAUAAUCCUACUACAUCCAAUGCCAAUGAGUCUUAUCAAUCUCCCGCACCAUCAUCAUCAAUGACCAUGCAAAGGUUCCCUAGCAUGGAUAAUAUUACUCGAAAAGGCAUUAUGACAAAUGCCAAUGGUUUUCCACCGCACUCACGGCGAGCAGCCUCUUGGAGUGGAAGCAACUUUAGUAAUGCAUUAAGUCCUCCUAGUGAGGCCGAAAUCAGUUCUUUUGGGGAGGCAUUGGGAAUGCCUCCAUCUUUGUUUAUGCCUGGUUCAAUGAAUGGUAGUUUUGGGGAUGAGCUACAUGAGGUAGAUCUUUGAACCAAGACUUGUCAAGAUGUAAAUAUUAAAGUUUUGCUCCUGCAAUCAUUGAAUACAAUACUCCUGAUAUUCCUGCUCCUGCAUCUUCCAAGUAUAGGACAAAAUGGCAGCACGCGCCGGUACUGGUUUGGUUAAAAUGGAAACACAAAUAUGUUCUUUUUCCUCUAAACAUCUUGAUCCCGCCUCCCAUUUUUUUUUAUUGUAUUUUGAAAUUCAGUUGCUUAUUUAGUUUUAUUAUUAGGUUUCAUCUGUACUUCCCAGGGUUCAAGGAGCCGGGGAAUUUUUUUGGUUACUGAAAAGCAACAAAAGCCUGAGAGCAGGCACCAUUGUACAGUAAUUUGUUCAUUUGUUGAAGAAUAGAAAUAUUUCUCGAGGUGAAAGAUUAGGAGUAAACUGCAAAGGGAUCCCCCCCAAGGGUAAAAAGGAUUGUGUACUGAUUUGCUAAAAAGAAAAAAUGUUCGCUCUUUUGUAUUGCUAGCUACAUUUGUAUGAUAUCAAUGAGAUGCUCUAGAAGGAUUUUCAGCUGAAACCAAAGUUUGAAUUUUUACAUUAACUGCUUGUUAUUAAGAAACCAAAGAAUUUUUUUCUAGGUACUACUACUUUCCCAUAAAGAAACAAAGAUAGAUCGUAGAGCUAAUUGAGUAUUUGUUCAAAUGUUAUGUAUGAUGGUUAAGACUGUUGUAGGUUGCAAAUUUAAAUGAUGCAUGUUAAUUAAGGACUGUUGGUGUUCGGAAGCUGUUGACAGUUGCGAGUCAGAGAGGAUUUAGAUUGCUUAAUAUUUUCCAGGAU
Molecule: messenger RNA, 5623 nt
Organism: Durio zibethinus
Lineage: Eukaryota; Viridiplantae; Streptophyta; Magnoliopsida; Malvales; Malvaceae
Product: protein transport protein SEC16B homolog
Biological process (GO): Golgi organization
Cellular component (GO): ER to Golgi transport vesicle membrane; endoplasmic reticulum exit site
Source: RefSeq, a predicted model, not a curated record